Molecule: messenger RNA, 1260 nt
Organism: Aspergillus homomorphus CBS 101889
Lineage: Eukaryota; Fungi; Ascomycota; Eurotiomycetes; Eurotiales; Aspergillaceae
Product: serum paraoxonase/arylesterase family protein
Exons: 2
Coding region: 1-1260 (419 amino acids)
Source: RefSeq, a predicted model, not a curated record
AUGAAAAGCUCCCUCAAUCUCGCUAUCUUCGUUUUGGUGGUGGCUUAUCUCUAUGGGCCUGUCUGUCACUGGCUUACCGUCCUGGGAGUCUUCCGGGCGGCCGCCGACGUCGUCACAGCGGAGGCCCAGAAGAUCCAUAAGAUCGAGGACACCAUGCAAUGCGAGGAUAUGCACUACCAUCAACCUUCGGGCUACAUCUUCACGGCUUGUGAAGACUCCUUCUUGCCUCGGUUCAAGUGGUUCCCACCCCUGGGUAACCUGGAGGGACCGGCUCCGUCGACCGGUUCGUUUCAUCUCAUUGAUCCCAAGACACUCAAGUCCAAGCGACUUGCGUUCGAAAACUUUUCCGGGCCCUUCGUCACGCAUGGCAUCGAUCUUGUUGACGAUCCGAACCGCUCGGGUGCCGUUUACAUCUAUGCCAUCAACCACUUGUCAAACCCGGACUACUAUGAGGGGCCCUCGGCUGAAGGCACCCCUCGGGCUCACUCCCAGAUUGAGCUGUUUCAUCAUGUGCUGGAGUCGAACACCGUUCGCCAUGUCCGUUCAAUUGCACACCCCUUGAUUGUCACACCGAACGACAUCUACGCCGAGAGCCCGUCCUCGAUACAUGUCACUAACGACCACUUCUACCGAGAAGGAAUCAUGCGCACGGUCGAAGAUAUCAUGCCGUUGGCCAAGUGGACCAAUAUCAUCCAUGUUAAUGUCGAUAUCACUCACUCGGGAAGCGCAGCUACGGGGAUUGAUGCUGUUGUAGCAUGCCAGGGGUACCGAAACUUUAACGGACUGGGACAUGGGCAAUCCAGCGAUGAGUUGCUGCUCAGCAGUGCCGCGGGGGGCAUCCUGUACCGUGCAAGGGCAAACCAUGGCAACCGCACUCUCUCGGUGCUAGAUGAGUUUGCGUUUGAGAGCACGAUUGACAACCCGAGCUACUAUCACGACCCUUACGCAACCGCUGAGGACAAUGCCAGUGGGUAUGUAGUCGGUGGUCUGUUGCGGGCAGUUGAUCUCCCCCAAUCUCGCCGCGACCCCACGGCUCAAGAAGGAGUCAUGGUGUGGCACUUGCGUCGUCAUGUCGGAGAAACGGCCGAGCCGGAAUGGGAAAAGCGUCUCAUCUUCGAGGAUGACGGAACCAAUAUCCGAACCGCGAGCACGGCCCUAUUACUUCCAGUGGAGCCCAAGGCUCAUGCGGACAAGACUGGGAUGCUAUUUGUGACGGGCUUUGUGUCGAAGAAUAUCAUUGCUGUCGAGGUAUCAUUAUAG